AUGAAUAUCUCGACGCCGCAACCUUACUUCCAGAUACCGCUGGGUCGGUCCAACACUACUACACACAAUAAUGCGCCAAUGUAUUACCUGGAGAAGCCGUUGGCCAGGUCAAACACGUCGUCGACAACGUCCUCAAUGUUGGAACGAUCCCGAUCAACUCCUCUUUCGAGGAUGUUGUUGUCCGGAGAAGUCAGUGGUGAAGCGCCGCGAGAUCUGACCUUGAAAGAGAAGUUUGAAAGAUGGAUGGUCAAUGAAGGUUCAAGGCGGGUGGUGGUGAGCGUAUUCGUGCUGGUUCACGGACUGAUAUUCGGCUUUGGGUUUAUGAAUUAUCAAUUGAAGGACAACUUGACGACGGCGCGAGCAACCUUCGGUAUCACCUAUCCGAUCGCACGUUCGGCCGCUUUGGUUUUGCAUUUUGACGUCGCAUUGAUCCUUUUCCCGGUCUGCCGAACGUUGAUCUCCCUGUUACGACAAACACCUCUCAACAGCAUUAUUCCCUUUGACAAGAACCUCACCUUCCACAAGCUGGUGGCCUAUUCGAUCGUCUUUUUCACAUGGGUUCAUACGAUUGCGCACUGGAACAACUUCGCCCAACUUGCAGCCAAACAGAAGCUGGGAUUCGUUGGCUUUUUGCUCGCCAACUUCGUCACGGGCCCGGGCUGGUCCGGAUAUGUGAUGCUCGUCGCCUUGAUGGCUAUGUUGCUGACCUCGAUCGAGAAACCCCGACGAGCGAAUUAUGAACGUUUCUGGUCCCUCCAUCAUUUAUUCGUUGUGUUUUUCGUGUUUUGGUCUAUUCAUGGAGCCUUCUGCAUGAUCAAAUCUGAUACCGCACCUUUCUGCUUCGGUACCGGUGUCUUCUGGGAAUACUGGAUGUAUGGGGGUUUCGCGUAUCUUUUGGAACGCGUCCUCCGUGAGAUCCGAGGCCGACACAAGACGUUCGUCACCAAAGUCAUCCAACACCCAAGUAAUGUCGUCGAGAUCCAGAUGCACAAAGAAAAGACCAAGACCCGUGCCGGCCAAUACAUCUUCAUUUGCUGCCCGGAAGUCUCUAUCUGGCAGUAUCAUCCCUUCACUUUGACCUCCGCGCCAGAGGAGGACUACAUCUCUAUCCAUGUACGGAUGGUGGGCAACUUCACCAGAGCCCUGGGCAAAUCCCUAGGAUGUGACGACAGUAAGGGUAAAGGAGGCAACAAAGACGGUGCCAAAAUGCAACGUUCCGAAGUCGUCUCCAUGGCUCCCGGUGGAUUGACCAAGAUCCUACCCCGGAUCUACGUCGACGGACCCUUUGGCUCUGCGUCCGAAGACGUCUUUAAGUUCGAGACCGCCGUGCUUGUCGGCGCAGGUAUCGGUGUCACUCCCUUCGCCAGUAUCCUCAAGUCUAUCUGGUACCGUAUGAGUACCGGCAACGGAGGCAAGACCAGACUACGCAAAGUCUACUUCUUCUGGAUUUGUCGUGACUUUGGGUCUCUGGAAUGGUUCAAGAGUUUACUCAUGGCCAUUGAAGCUCAAGAUAAACAACAUGCCAUUGAGAUUCAUGCUUAUCUGACCGCCAAGAUCUCCUCCUCGGACGCAAACAAUAUCAUGCUCAACUCCACUGACACGGACGCCAUCACGGGCCUUCGCACGCCUACGAACUUCGGCCGACCAAAUUGGGACAUGGUGUUCCGCGCGAUUCGCAAAUUGCAUUCGCCAGGUGAAGCGGGCGUGUUCUUCUGCGGUCCCAAGGGAUUGGGCUCCCAAUUACAUAUUCUAUGCAAUAUGUACAGUGAAGGUGACAAGGGAUUCAGCUUUGUAUGGGGCAAGGAGAAUUUCUAA
Molecule: messenger RNA, 1815 nt
Organism: Rhinocladiella mackenziei CBS 650.93
Lineage: Eukaryota; Fungi; Ascomycota; Eurotiomycetes; Chaetothyriales; Herpotrichiellaceae
Exons: 2
Coding region: 1-1815 (604 amino acids)
Biological process (GO): superoxide anion generation; defense response
Cellular component (GO): plasma membrane; NADPH oxidase complex
Molecular function (GO): superoxide-generating NAD(P)H oxidase activity
Source: RefSeq, a predicted model, not a curated record